This is a messenger RNA of Rhagoletis pomonella (apple maggot), 892 nucleotides long. RefSeq names its product glutathione S-transferase 1-1-like. Bases 109 to 735 code for a protein of 208 amino acids. Gene Ontology annotation, biological process: glutathione metabolic process. The record is from RefSeq and is a predicted model, not a curated record. The transcript has 2 exons. Gene Ontology annotation, molecular function: glutathione transferase activity. NCBI's taxonomy places the organism in Eukaryota, Metazoa, Arthropoda, Insecta, Diptera, Tephritidae.
UAUAAAGUGUUCAAAAGCCAAAGCCAGUUUAGUUAGUCUUUUGCCCUGCUGUUGUGCGGUUAUUACUAAGUGGAUUUUUGGAAAGCAAAUUAAAUACUUCAAAGAAACAUGGUGGAUUUCUACUACCUACCUGGUUCUGCACCUUGUCGUUCAGUGCUUCUGACUGCCAAGAGCCUUGGUAUUGAACUGAACAAGAAAUUAUUGAACUUGCAAGCUGGUGAACAUUUGACUCCGGAAUUUUUGAAAAUCAACCCGCAGCACACCAUUCCCACAUUGGUGGACAAUGGCUUUGCGCUUUGGGAGUCGCGUGCCAUUUUAGUUUACUUGGUCGAGAAAUAUGGCAAGGAUGACUCAUUGUUCCCCAAAGACCCCAAGAAGCAAGCUGUCGUCAAUCAGCGGCUAUACUUUGAUAUGGGCACUCUAUACAAAUCAUUCGCCGACUACUAUUACCCACAGAUCUUCGCUAAGCAAUCCGCUGAUCCUGAAUUGUAUAAAAAGAUAGAAACUGCUUUUGAUUUCUUGAACACAUUCCUAGAAGGCAACAAAUAUGUGGCUGGUGAUAAAUUGACCGUAGCUGAUUUAGCAAUUCUCUCUACGGUUUCCACAUUCGACGGCGCUGGCUUUGAUAUCAGCAAGUACCCUAAUGUUGCUAAAUGGUACGAAACUGCAAAGAAACUACCUGGAUGGGAAGAGAACUGGGAAGGUGUUUUGGAAUUCAAGAAAUUUUUCGAUUAGGCAGUUUGUUAACAUAGUGUUAAGACUUAGAUAUGUAUGUGCAUAUGUAUUUGUGUUUCGUUGUAUUACAUUUACGUUUUGUGUAAAUUGUAAGUAAUCAUAAAUACCAACAUUAUUUUAAAAAUAAAAAUCGCCACUCAUUUAAAAAACUAAAACA